This is a messenger RNA of Drosophila guanche, 2052 nucleotides long. RefSeq names its product intraflagellar transport protein 57 homolog (gene IFT57). The record is from RefSeq and is a predicted model, not a curated record. The coding region runs from base 114 to 1322 and encodes 402 amino acids. Gene Ontology annotation, biological process: non-motile cilium assembly; intraciliary transport. Lineage: Eukaryota; Metazoa; Arthropoda; Insecta; Diptera; Drosophilidae. The transcript is spliced from 3 exons. Gene Ontology annotation, cellular component: intraciliary transport particle B; centrosome; Golgi apparatus.
CUCGUUUUGUUUGCUGCUUUCCCGGUUACCAUGGAAACUUUCCUUCAUUUAAAAACAAACAUUUUUCAUUUGCAUUCAAGUUUUUCCGAGUAAAGUUUACUAACUGCUAAAAGAUGCAGCAAGAUGAUGGCCAGGAGAAAACCCAACAGCUGCAGAACUUCCAGUCGGAUGACUUGUUGGAGAAACUGAAAUUACUCAACUAUGAAAAACAUUUGCUGAAGGAGUUCAAGCUGAAGCCGCUGUCGCGGUUCUACUUUGUGAAGGCCACCAAUCCGGGGGAGCAGUUCUACAUGUUCACCCUCAUCUGCUGGUGGCUCUGCAAGAAGCUCGGCAAGGACAUGGAGCGGCCCCAGGAAUACGAUGAUCCCAAUACAGUGGCGGCGAAUAUUAUUCAACUGCUGGAGGAGAUUGAUGUCCCUGUGGACUUUCCGCCCAACAAGCUGAUUCGCGGUGCCGGACCCAUCUGCCUCAAUGUCCUGGACAUCCUCUCCACGCAGGCCUGCAAGGUGGCCAAAGUGGGCUAUCAGCGGGUGCAGAAAAUGCAGGAGGAGGAAUUCCUGGGCGACUACCUCGAGGACAAUGCGGAAAUCAUACUGGAAAAGCUGGAGGACGAACAAAACGCAGCCGGCCUCAGCGACGACAGCGAUCUGGAGCUGGAGGCGCACAAUUUCAGGCAACUCAAUUGGCUGAACCGACCUCAGAAGCGAUCCAUAGAUGUGGCUCUCGACGAGCAGGCCCAAGAGGUCGACGCUCGCCUCAGCGACCAUCAGGAGUGGCGCCUCGAGCUGGAGCGAGUGCUGCCCCAUCUGAAGGUGUUUGUGAAGGCGGAUGCACGCGACUGGCGCACCCACAUCAGCCAGAUGGAUGCCUUCAAGAACAGCAUCAACGAGUCCUCGGAGACCACGCAGGCGCAGCUGAAGAAGCUGCACAGCGAGUUCACCUUUAGCCUGGAGAAGGUCGAGAGCCGCGAGAAGCAUUUGAACAACGAGCUGCAGCCGCUGAUCCAACAGUUCAAGGAGCUGUCCAUUGAGCUAUCCACGAUUCAGUAUGCCCAGAACCAGGUGCAGGCGGACUCCGAGAAGCAGUUGGCUCAGCUGAAUGAGGUGAUGCUGGAGCAGGAGCUCAAGAAGGAGGAAAUGGAGCGACGCGGCCAGGUUAUGUCCGAUGGAAGUUCCGUGCAACAGAUCAAGAAAUCGAUCCUCAAACUGAAGGAGGACAUUGCGCAACUGAAUCUGGAGGUGGCCCUGCUGGUGCAUGCCCACGAUCAGGAAACGGUGGUGCGCCAGGCCCAGGGACAGGCCGGUGACCAGGCAAACAACUGAUAAAGUGAAAAUGCGGCUGCUUAGCAUACACAAACCCCGUCCCGGAGCCUGGUUUUAGGUAUUUUUCACACCUUGGGCAUGGGUGUGCGGCGCUGCUCUCGUUUCAGGUUCGAUCUGGCCAGCGAUUAGUGAUCCAGAGAGAGGUAGGGAGAGGGAGAGAGAGAGAGUGGGUGUGGGUGUGGGUGUGGGAGUGGGACCACCGACGUUGCACCGCCCGAGAAAUGUUGCCGGGGACUCUGUUUAGUUUGAUUGCCGCGCGCUGAUAAGUAUCGUAAUUGGUUGCAAAGGCCAAUAGGGCGGUCAAUUAUCACCUCUUUGUUAUCUGCUCCUUCCACAAAUAUAAGCAUGCGCAUGCGCGCGAUCCUUUACGAUCGAGAAGAUAACGGUGAGAGCAAAGGCAGAGUGAGAGAGCGAGGGAGCUAGCUGUAUAGCUGCUGCACUAUCGUCCAUUGCGCACGUACUACUUGACAGAGAGCCGCCGCCGUCGAGAGCGAGCCUUGGCAACCCGCAAUCCAGAAGGGAAGGUGUUGCCUGCCCCGCACGCGCAUCCUUUGUUUGCCCACUCGCACUGAUAAGCCGCCCGGCAUCGACACAGUGUGUACACUGUACACUGUACACUGGACUCUGGCUGGAUGGAGAGCGUGCGGUUUUGGCCCGCAACUUGUUGUGAUUUUCGCUGCGGCCUGCCAGAGGUUAGGUGCUAAAAGGUUUUUCCCCUAAACGGCAACAC